UCAGAUAAGUAUUUAAAAAGAGUUCUUUUGCAUAAAAUUUGUUUAUCGCCAUACGGAACAUAUUAUAUUAUGGAAAUAUUAAAUAAAUAGUAGAUUUGAUCCUUUAACCAAAUGCAUGAAUCCAAUAGAAACUCACAGAGGCACAAUAUAAUGGAAAAAUAUGAAAAGAUUAGUAAAAUUGGUGAAGGAUCAUAUGGGGUUGUAUUUAAAUGCAAAAAUCGUGAAAAUGGAACUGUUGUUGCUAUAAAAAAGUUUGUUGAAAGUGAAGAUGAUCCAAUAAUUAGAAAAAUUGCAAUGAGAGAAAUUAGAAUGUUAAAGCAAUUGAAACAUCCAAACUUAGUAAAUUUGUUAGAAGUGUUCAGACGAAAAAGGAAGCUUCAUCUUGUUUUCGAAUUUUGUGAUUUUACUGUUCUCAAUGAACUUGAAGCGCAUCCAAAUGGAGUUGCAGAGAAUAUAAUCAAGAGAAUUAUUUAUCAAGUUCUAAAAGCGGUUGCGUUCUGCCAUCAGCACAAAUGUAUCCAUCGGGAUGUCAAACCCGAGAAUAUCUUAAUUACCAAAGAAAAAAUAGUUAAGUUGUGCGAUUUUGGAUUUGCUCGUUUACUCACUGGUCCAUCAGAUGAAUAUACAGACUAUGUUGCUACUAGAUGGUAUCGUGCACCUGAACUACUAGUUGGUGACACUCAGUAUGGUACUCCUGUUGAUGUUUGGGCUAUAGGAUGUGUUUUUGCAGAGCUUCUAUCUGGUCAGCCUUUAUGGCCCGGCAAGUCAGAUGUUGAUCAAUUAUAUCUUAUAAAAAAAACUUUAGGGGAUUUAAUACCUCGUCAUGUAGACAUAUUUAAAAAUAACCAAUUUUUUAGAGGAAUUACAAUACCUGAUUGUGAUAGAAUGAAUCCCUUGGAACACAGAUUUUUGGGAACCUCACGUCAGGCAUUGAGUUUUUUAAAGGGAUGCCUUGUUAUGGAGCCGUUUCAUCGUUUAUCAUGUGCUGAACUACUUGAGCACGAUUACUUUGACAUAGCAUUUAAAGGACACUUUGAAGCUGAUAUGCAGAAUUUUUUGGCAAUUAAUAAAUCUCAAAAAGCAGAUAGAACGUCAUACAAGACAAGGGAAACACGCGCAUCAAAAGUUACACAAUUUCAAAAUAGUCUCCCAAAUAAUCAUCUUCCACAUCUUGUAGAUUUACCUCAAGCUUCUAAUGAUAAAGAUUCAAAUCGUAAAGAUCGAAAUAAAAAAUACGACGGGCAUCUACCGUUUAUUCCCCCUUUUUUAAAAAAAUAAUUUUUUUUUUUUGGUGCAAAUUAAUAAUAUCAUACAGUGUUUAGUUUGUACAGUAGUAUGUUUUGUGGAUAAAUAUAUAAAUAGCUGAUAUGAAUACGAAUGGAGUCUAUAAAUAUUUGUCAAUAAACAAAUGUUUUUAUGUAUAUACUUUUUCAUUUCUCAACGUUUCUGUACAUGCGAGUAUGUAAAUAUAAUUAUAAUGCCUCUGUUAUAAAAUAGAUUAUUUAUUUUAUAGAUUUUGUAGUAUUAGAAUGUAAUUAUGUUUAAUAUGUAAAUAACAGCAUGUGAUUA
Molecule: messenger RNA, 1569 nt
Organism: Hydra vulgaris (swiftwater hydra)
Lineage: Eukaryota; Metazoa; Cnidaria; Hydrozoa; Anthoathecata; Hydridae
Product: cyclin-dependent kinase-like 1
Biological process (GO): protein phosphorylation
Cellular component (GO): nucleus
Molecular function (GO): ATP binding; protein serine/threonine kinase activity
Source: RefSeq, a predicted model, not a curated record